Emiliania huxleyi CCMP1516 is the source of this 1935-nucleotide messenger RNA. RefSeq lists its product as hypothetical. NCBI's taxonomy places the organism in Eukaryota, Haptophyta, Isochrysidales, Noelaerhabdaceae. The record is from RefSeq and is a predicted model, not a curated record. The coding region runs from base 1 to 1935 and encodes 644 amino acids. Gene Ontology annotation, biological process: polyketide metabolic process. The transcript has 2 exons.
AUGGCGACCGGUCUUGCCGUUUUGCUGGUCGGCGCGGCAGCGCUGCCUUACCCGAUUCCAGUGGCCAAGCGAGUCAUCCGCGCAAUGGAUGACGUGAUAGCAAACCACGUGGCUGUGUACGACUGGGACGCGUGGAGUGCCAUCAUGAAGGAUUACUGGACUGAGGACUUUGUGUAUGACACGGUGCACGGCAUCGGCAACUUCACAGGCCUCCGCGACUGGUUCGACGGAGAGCACGUUCCCUUCAACAUCGCGUUCGACCAGGUCUACUUCAACCAGCUCAUUUUCCUCGCCGAGAACGCGACCGCCUCCACCACGACGUACGCCAAAGGCCGCUGGUAUGGCCCGCUGGCCGGGAUGCCGCCAACCAACGACACCGUCUUCAUCCGCAUCUGCGAUUUCUACCGGCUCAAGGGCGACAAGAUCGCGUACAACUGGAUGAUGCUGGACCUUCCCGACCUGCUCCGCCAAGCGGGCCGCCGCGUGCUGCCGGUGGCACCUGUUCGUGACGACGGCUGGUUCGCUCCUCCGGUGGGGAUCGACGGCAUCCCGGCGCCAUACUCGCCGCUCACGCCUCCCGCCUCGGCGGAGCUGAGCCGCGACGUGGUGCGCGUGCUCCUGGACGAGGACUGGUUCGAGAAGCCGGGCGGGGCGGCCGCGGCCGGGCCGCUCUGGGACGAGCACAUGCGCUUCUACGGCCCGUCGGGCGUCGGCUUUUCGAGCGGGCGCGGCGAGUACCGCGAGCACUUCAUCGGCGUGCUGCGCCGCGGCUUCUCCGGCCGCACCUUCGAGCUCGAUGUCCUCUCCUGCGAGGGUGCGUACUGCGCCGCGCACGGCCACCUGCACGCCACGCACAGCGGCUGCUUCCUCGGCGAGGCGGCGACCGGCUCGCGUGUGAGGCUGCGCGUGGGCCUGCACUGGCACGUGGUGGGGGGCAUUGCCACGGAGGGCUACGCCAUGUUCGACACGCCCGCCCUCUUCGCUCAGCUCGGAAUCGACCUGCUCGUUCGCACGGUGGUCCCGCCGCCGUGCGGGCCUAUCGACGAGCCUCCGCUUGCCGCCACGGGCGAGGGUACAGAGGGCGCAGCGGGCUCCCCGCCAACGCCGUCGGACCAGUCGCUACCGUGGAGCAACGAUUGCCUCCUGGGCGGGGACGAGGCGCUGCAGCCGCCGACCAAGGACGCGCCCGCCACCUUCCUCGAGCACUGCGCCGAGUGGGUCGUCCGCACGACCGACGCCGUGUGGCGGCCCGGCCUCGGCGCGGCGCGCGUCAACGCGUCGCUCGAGGAGUACUUUUACGAGGGCUGGUCGAGCGUCUCCGCCUUUGGCAAGGAGUACCGCGGGAUGGAGGCGCUCAAGGAGCUCGUGUGGCGCACGCGCCGCGCCUUCCCCGACCUUCGCAUCCAUGUGACAGACGUCUUUUGCGUCGGCAACGACGUGGACGGCUACAAGACGACGAUGCCCGACGUGCUCACCGGAACUCACACCGGGCCCUCCUCCUUCGGCCCGCCCACCGGCAAGAGCUUCGCCUACAACGGCAUCGCCGUCUGCUACGUUCAAAAGGUGGGCGGCCGGUGGCAGUACGUGAGCGAGGUUGUGGCGCACGACGAGCUCGCGCUGUUUAGCCAGCUCGGUCUCACAAACCUCAGCGCGGUGCCGCACCCCGCCACGACCGCCGCGCCGCACGAUUGCCGCACCAAUCGGCCGACGUGGGGCUGGCAGCCGCCGGGCAAGGACGGCGUCACGCCGGCAGCCUUGCGAGAAGCGUCGUUUUCUGCCCGCGCCUCUCCUGCCGUCACGGCUGGGUCAAUUCGGCCGAUCGCGGCUCUCGGCGGCAUCGUGGCCGGAGGCACACUCGCUUCCCUGCUGGUUCUCUCCCUGCGCCGCCAAACCGCCUACCUACUGUCGCCGAGGUCCAUGAAUGGCCUUCUGUAG